Amblyraja radiata (thorny skate) is the source of this 554-nucleotide messenger RNA. It is a transcript of the gene cfap141, whose product is annotated as cilia and flagella associated protein 141. Lineage: Eukaryota; Metazoa; Chordata; Chondrichthyes; Rajiformes; Rajidae. The record is from RefSeq and is a predicted model, not a curated record. The transcript is spliced from 4 exons. Bases 104 to 427 code for a protein of 107 amino acids.
UUUCCAAGCCGCCUUAAAGGGACCGCUCACUGCCCAUCGCAAAGGCUGAUCACUACUCACAUAUUCUUUCUCUCUCUCUCCCUCUCGUCUAAGCUGGGCUAAGAUGUGCUCCAAGCAGAAGGGGCGAGCCAGACAGUGGCAGGAGAACAUGAAGAGGCAUGCUGAGGUGGAGCAGCUGGAAGCGUAUCUGAGCAGCUGGAGGAAGGUCUUGACCAACAACAUCAACCUGAAGGCGAUGGAGGCUACGUCUAAGGCGAAGAUUACAGAGCAACAGCUAAGGACCAUAGAUCGGGAGGUGAAGGUUGCACGGAGGGCCAUUCUACUGAUGCGGCAGGCGGCACUGAAGGAGCUGCUUCAGGAUGAGAGCAAGCAGUAUGUGGAGGAACUCAAGCUGAUGGGCAAGACCUUCUACAAGGAGCGACUCUGAGCGCGAGGAUCCGGGAUUAACUCCCCCCACCGACUCCGGAGAACGCUGGAACUCACUGGAGAAAGAGUGUUUGUGUAUCUACCGGAGAAAUCCCAUAUCUGCCAUUCAAUAAAAGUAUUACUUUUCA